This is a messenger RNA of Nothobranchius furzeri (turquoise killifish), 1824 nucleotides long. The record is from RefSeq and is a predicted model, not a curated record. Lineage: Eukaryota; Metazoa; Chordata; Actinopteri; Cyprinodontiformes; Nothobranchiidae.
UGUGUUCACAAUGCAUUGUGGGAAGCAGAAGCUACAGUCAGUUGGGAAAAAACGUUGUACAGAAAGCCUGCUUAUCCGUGUUUAAACUUCAUCUCCUGUGCCCUGAAUCUUUAUAUACAUCAUCGAAAGCAAUGACUUUUCACUCAGCACUUUCAUCGAGCUAUUCAAGCCACAAUUGUAAAAGAUUGUAAGCUGUCAAGAAGACCGUAAUAAAGGAGUAAGACGCUCAGUUUCCUGGCUCAUGAAAAAUGAGUUUGGCUUGCUGUUGACCUGCGUUAACAUACACGGUGUAUCCAACACGUAGCGAUAACAGUACAGUGAAAAGUCACGUCAGCAGUUGGUGGAAGAUAAAGUUUAUGCCACAGCGAUGGAUGCCCACGGGGAGAAGGCAGAAGAAAUGGCUAACUCAGGAGACAAAGCAUCAUCAGAAGCUAGCUCUCGAUCCAAAUACUCUGGCUCCAAGCGCUCAUCUUCCAAGUUGUCCUCAAGGUCCAGUGUAUUAGAAGCAGCCAUCUUUGCAAGAGCUUCUGCUGAAGCUACAAACACCAAAGCCUUGUACAGUAAGAGACAAUUGGAAAUUAAAAAGCAGCAAGCAAACCUGGAAAUGGAUUUACAGAUAUUAGAGAUAGAAAAAAAAGCUGCAGCCGCUAAGGUAAAAGCAGAGGUCCUGGAAGCUGCCGCAGCUGUCGAACAAGACAAAGGAGAAAGUUUAAAAAGUUCAGUCCCACCACAAGUUACCAGACAGAGAACUAUGGAGUAUGUGCAACAUCAAAGCCAGCUAAAGUCACACCCGGCUGAAGAAGCAACACCUCAAGUCAAACUGACAGCAAAGGCACCAUCAUUCACUCCAAGGGAGCCAACCUGCUCUCCACCUGUACUCUCAAAAAUGUACACAGAGGAGGAAACUUUUGGCCCACCAAGAGAGUAUGUUGAACCGAAAAGUCACCAUGCUCCUCACAAUAGUGAUACACCUAUGGCUGACUUUGCUAAGUUCCUUGCACGCAGAGAGUUAAUCACAACAGGGCUCUUUAAGUUUGAUGACAACCCCGAAAAUUUUAGAGCAUGGCAGUCUUCAUUCUUAAAUGCAACUGGAGGCAUUGAUCUUACAUACAGCCAGCAGUUAGAUCUCCUAGUCAAAUGGCUCGGUAAAGAGUCCUCAGAGCAUGUUAAAAGAAUCCGGGCUGUUUAUACCAGUAGCCCCAAAGCUGCCUUCCAGUUGUCAUGGGAUAGGCUGGAGGAGUGUUAUGCUACACCUGAAGUAGUAGGGAAUGCCCUGUUUAAAAAACUGGACGGUUUUCCUCGCCUUACAAAUAGAGACAAUGUUAAACUUAGGGAACUAGGAGAUUUGCUCCUAGAGCUGCAGGUCGCUAAAGACGAAGCCUACCUCCCAGGCCUCGCUUACCUCGACUCGCCACGCGGGGUUAAGCCCAUAGUGGAAAAGCUGCCUCCAAGCUUACAAGAUAAAUGGCUCCACACUGGUUCAAAAUACAAACAGAAUUAUAAUGUGACAUUCCCUCCAUUCUCAUACUUUGUAAAGUUUGUCCAAGAGGAGGCAAAAGCGAGAAACGAUCCAAGUUUUGUGUCGUGCAGCAGCCAACCCCUCAACAAAGGUGAGACCACCAUUCAAACAAACUAGCUACAAAUCACCUCUAACUGUAAAUAGAACAGAGGUUGAUACAAGUGCCUCUGCUAGUAUCAGAGAGGAUGAUCUAACACGUUAUUGUCCAGUCCACAAGAAAACGCAUCCUCUAGCCAAAUGUAGAGCUUUCCAGAUCAAACCACUACAAGAAAGACAAAACAUACUCAAAGAACACAAACGAUGUU